AUGGCGGACCGCGAGAACGGCGCCUCGGGCGAUGCUCGAGCCAAAACGGACGGCAGCAGGAAGCGCUCGUCCCCGGACGACGGCCAGGAUGAUCUCCCGCAGCCCUACAACGCGAGCUCGCUGCAGGCGGCGAAGCGACGGCAGCUGUCACCGUCGGACCAGCCACGCAAGCAGAAGCGGCCUGGUGCCCGAGCCCGCUUCACCGAGGCCGAGCGGGAGGCCAUCCGCCAGCGCCAGCUCGAUCGUGACAGAGCGGCGGCGGCGGCCGAGGCCGCCUCGGUCGAGCAGAACCGGGUGCGAGGCGUGCACGACGUCGUUCGCCAGCACUACAACAGCGUCCCCGAGCGUGGCCGCGACUGGAGGACGCGCGACAGCAAGAUCAAGGGACUGCGCGUCUUCAACAACUGGAUCAAGAGCUGCAUCAUCCAACGCUACUCGCCCGACGAGGACCACGCGCCCGGCUCGCGCGAGCAGGGCCGCUCGACCGGCAAGGACCUGCUCGUCCUCGACAUGGGCUGCGGCAAGGGAGGCGACCUCAACAAGUGGCAGCUCGCGCCCCAGCCCAUCGAGCUCUAUGUCGGUCUCGACCCAGCCGACGUGAGCAUCGACCAGGCCCGCGACCGCUACAGGAGCCUGGCCUCGCGCGGCGGUCGAGGAGGCCGCGGCGGUGCGUACCGGCGACCGCCCCCGCGCCUCUUCGACGCCCGCUUCCACGUCAAGGACUGCUACGGCGAGUCGAUCGAGGACGUCGACAUCGUCCGCCAGGUCGGCUUCGACCCCUCGCCCAUGAACCGUCGCGGCUUCGACAUCGUCACCAUGAUGUUCUCCAUGCACUACGCCUUCGAGUCCGAGUCCAACGCGCGCACCAUGCUGCGCAACGUCGCCGGCGCCCUCAAGAAGGGCGGUCGCUUCAUCGGCUGCAUCCCCAACUCCGACGUCCUCGGCGAGCACGUCCGCAAGUUCAACGAGGCCCUCGCCGCCAAGAAGAGCAAGGGGACCGAGGCCGCCGCCGCCACUGACGGCGAGGUCGAGGAGGGCGAGGCGGAACCGACGGCCGAGUGGGGCAACUCCAUCUAUCGCGUACGCUUCCCCGGCAAGACGCCCGAGGACGGCGUCUUCCGGCCCGCCUUUGGCUGGAAGUACAACUACUUCCUCGACGAGGCCGUGGAGGAGGUGCCCGAGUACGUCGUGCCCUGGGAGGCCUUCCGCGCCCUCGCCGAGGACUUCAACCUCGAGCUGCAGUUUCACCGAACCUUUCACGAGAUCUGGGAGGCCGAGAAGGAUGACGCCGAGCUCGGUCCGCUGAGCGAGCGGAUGGGCGUGCGGGAGAGGGGCGGCGGGCCGCUGCUCGUGUCGGACGAGGAGAUGGAGGCCGCGAGCUUCUACGUCGGCUUCUGCUUCUACAAGGUCUAG
Molecule: messenger RNA, 1413 nt
Organism: Drechmeria coniospora
Lineage: Eukaryota; Fungi; Ascomycota; Sordariomycetes; Hypocreales; Ophiocordycipitaceae
Exons: 1
Coding region: 1-1413 (470 amino acids)
Biological process (GO): 7-methylguanosine mRNA capping
Cellular component (GO): nucleus
Molecular function (GO): mRNA 5'-cap (guanine-N7-)-methyltransferase activity
Source: RefSeq, a predicted model, not a curated record